This is a messenger RNA of Aspergillus mulundensis, 2871 nucleotides long. Its product is annotated as MCM DNA helicase complex subunit MCM6. The transcript has 2 exons. Gene Ontology annotation, biological process: mitotic DNA replication; DNA replication initiation; double-strand break repair via break-induced replication. Lineage: Eukaryota; Fungi; Ascomycota; Eurotiomycetes; Eurotiales; Aspergillaceae. Gene Ontology annotation, cellular component: nucleus; MCM complex. Gene Ontology annotation, molecular function: single-stranded 3'-5' DNA helicase activity; single-stranded DNA binding; ATP binding. The coding region runs from base 1 to 2871 and encodes 956 amino acids. The record is from RefSeq and is a predicted model, not a curated record.
AUGUCCUCCCUUUUCGACGCCGUCCUCCAGUCCGAGCUGGGCUCAGUCGCCGGCUCUCGAGACGACCGACUCCAUUCAGACGCCCUGCCCAGCUCACGGCCUCAGCCGAUGUCCGAGAGCAAUGCUCCAAUGAGUGACGCCAAUGCCUUCCCGGACGAUCAGGUUCCCGAGACGAAUAGGUCGACGUCCACCCGCCUGCGAAAUCCUUACGUUGCUGGGGCCCCGCCAGUGGUUGAUCUGGCCGGAGAAAAGGUACAGCAGGCAUUCGAAGAAUUACUGGAAAGCUACCAGGAAGAAGCUGCGCCCACAUCACACCCCCCGCCCUCUUCCGCGCCGAUGAGCGACAAAUACUACAUUGCACAGAUCCACGGAAUGGCAAAAUGGGAAUUGUCGACAUUAUAUGUGGACUUUACACACCUCACGUCGUUGGACAACCCCAUUCUUGCGGAUGCAAUCGCAAACCAGUACUACCGUUUCCAGCCAUUCCUCGUCAAGGCCCUCCACAACCUGAUCGCGAAGUACGAGCCAGAAUAUUUUGUCUCGCACCGACAAGCCACCAGCAGCGUCUCAUCCCAGGCUGGCACCUCCAUGAUGGCUGGCGACUCUAGCGUUUCCGACGACCCCAAGUUGGCAAGAACGAUCCGUGAGAAGACCCGACACCAGCAGACGGACAAGCUGUUUGCCCUGGCGUUCUACAACCUGCCUCUGGUUUCAAGACUGCGACAGCUUCGAACCCAGCAAAUCGGAAAACUGCUCUCCGUUUCUGGUACCGUCACGCGCACAUCUGAGAUCCGACCCGAGCUUUCACUCGGAACGUUCAUUUGCGAGGCCUGCAGAACGGUCAUUUCCAACGUAGAGCAAACUUUUCGUUACACCGAGCCCACGCGAUGCCCGAAUGAUACAUGUGGAAACCGAUUUGGGUGGCGCCUCGACAUUGGAAAAAGCACUUUCGUUGACUGGCAGAAGGUCAAGCUGCAGGAGUCCUCACACGAAAUCCCGACCGGCAGCAUGCCCCGGACGAUGGAUAUUAUCCUGCGCGGUGAGAUGGUUGACCGUGUCAAGGCUGGUGAGCGGUGUAUCUUCACUGGUACACUUAUUGUCAUUCCCGAUGUCAGCCAGCUUGGCUUGCCGGGUGUUCGCCCUGAGGCCGUGCGCGACAACAGUGCAUUCCGCAGCAACGAUGCUGGAGGUAGUGGAGUCACGGGUCUCAAGGCACUUGGUGUACGAGAUCUUACCUAUCGACUAGCUUUCUUGUCCUGCAUGGUUACUCCUGACACAACGACCCCUGGUCAACAAUCGAACCAGCAACUGAGCGGCCAGUCAAACCGAAUCCUCGGCUCGCUGAACCAGAACCCCGACCCCGAGCCCGAUGAUGAUAAGGCGCAAGAGGCGUUCCUUCAGAGCUUGAGCCCGUCAGAAGUCCAGGACCUGAAGAGCAUGGUUCAUUCCGAGUACAUCUACUCCCGCUUGGUGGAUUCCAUUGCCCCGAUGAUAUACGGCCACCGACAGAUCAAGAAGGGACUGCUUCUGCAGCUUGUCGGAGGAGUGGCUAAGCAGACAGACAAGGAAAGCCUGCAGCUCCGUGGUGAUAUCAACAUCUGUAUUGUUGGCGACCCGUCAACAAGCAAGAGUCAAUUCCUCAAAUACAUCUGCUCCCUCCACCCCCGCGCCGUCUACACCAGCGGUAAAGCCUCAUCCGCUGCCGGUCUCACUGCAUCCGUGGUGAAGGACGCCGAAACAGGCGAAUUCACCAUCGAAGCUGGAGCCCUCAUGCUCGCCAAUGGCGGCGGCAUCUGCGCCAUCGACGAGUUCGACAAAAUGGACAUCAGCGACCAAGUCGCCAUCCACGAAGCCAUGGAACAGCAAACAAUCUCCAUCGCCAAGGCAGGCAUCCACACCACCCUCAACGCCCGCGCCUCCAUCCUCGCCGCCGCAAACCCCAUCGGCGGCCGCUACGACCCCAAGACCACCCUCCGCGGCAACCUGAACUUCAGCGCGCCCAUCAUGUCCCGAUUCGAUCUGUUCUUCGUCAUCCGCGACGAGCCAAACGAGGAAGUCGACCGCAACCUCGCCGAUCACAUCGUCAACGUCCACAUGAACCGCGACGAGGCCGUCGAGCCGGAAUUCAGCACCGAGCAGCUGCAGCGGUAUAUCCGGUUCGCACGAACAUUCCGUCCUGUCUUCCGCGACGAAGCCAAGACUCUCCUUGUGGAGAAGUACAAGGAGCUCCGUGCGAACGAUGCACAGGGUGGCAUGGGACGAUCAUCCUACCGCAUCACCGUCCGCCAGCUGGAGUCAUUAAUCCGUCUCUCCGAGGCCAUUGCAAAGGUCAACUGCGUCGAGGAAAUUGUGCCCAAGUUCGUCCGCGAAGCCUACGACCUCCUCCGCCAGAGUAUCGUCACCGUUGAAAAGGACGACGUCGAAGUCGACGACGACGAAGACGCCAACGAAGACGACGACAUGCCCGACCGCGACCGUGACGGCGACAGCCCCAUGCGCGAAGAACCCGAGUCCGCAGCCGCCGCUGAACCCGCUGAGCCACGCGCCAAGACAAAGAUCACGUACGACAAGUACAUGAAGAUCCUGAACUUGAUCGUCCGCCGUAUCCGCGAAGAUGAGGCGCAGGCUGGCGAGGGUGUCGAGCAGGAGGAUCUGAUAGUCUGGUACCUCGAGCAGAUUGAGGCGGAGCUCAAUGAUGAGGAGGAUCUCCAGCGGGAACGUGGUCUUGCGCUCAAGGUGCUGAAACGCAUGGUUAAGGAUAACAUCCUCAUGCCGAUUCAUGGCGAGGGGCUUGUCGAUGAGGCCGCUGACGCCCCGUCUGACAAGACAAUUUACGUUCUGCACCCUAACUGCGCGAUUGAUGAGGAGUAG